AUGAUUACAAUUAGAUUGGUCUUCGAUCGGGAGACAGGGAAGCCGAAAGGAUAUGGUUUCUGUGAAUACAAAGAUCAAGAAACAGCUCUCAGUGCUAUGAGGAAUUUGAAUGGUUACGAGAUUGGUGGGAGGACAUUAAGAGUUGACAAUGCCUGCACAGAAAAGAGUAGAAUGGAAAUGCAAAGCCUUUUACAAGGACAGAAUACUGAAAAUCCAUAUGGAGAGGCAGUACAGUCGGAUAAAGCUCCCGAAGCUAUAAGCAAAGCUGUCGCAUCUUUGCCUCCUGAACAAAUGUUCGAGCUUAUGAAACAGAUGAAGCUUUGCGUGCAAAAUAAUCCGAACGAGGCACGUCAGAUGCUGCUUCAGAAUCCUCAACUAGCGUAUGCUUUGCUGCAAGCUCAGGUAGUGAUGAGAAUAGUGGAUCCUCAUACAGCUGUUAAUAUGUUACAUAAGGCAAAUCCAAUCCCAGGUGUAUUGACACCUUCUGAUAAACCAGCUGUACAUCCAAUCGUGCCUCGGAUCGAGGAACCGUGGGCUCCAAAUCGACCAGCACCAGUUGUUAAUCCUCCAGCACCAAUAUUUGCUGGACAAGAUGUUGAUUUACGUACAUUGGACAGACAAAUCGAUCCACGUUUAGCUAGAAUGGAUCAAGAUUUAAGAGGACCACAGCCAGUACAAUCAACGCCCGUUACCGCACCUCCAGUAGUAUCUGCCGACACAGAUCGUAGAGUACUCGGCACUUUUAAUAUUGCAGACAACUUUUGUCGCGAUCCAAGGACAGACAGAUUCGGAAGAGAUCCAAGGGAUCCCAGGGACCCAAGAAUGCCCAUUGAUCCCAGAAUUACGAAAGCCAAUUCGUCAGUGCCAGUAACACCGCCAGUGGUACCGAGACCUGUUGUAGCCCCAGCUGGCCAGACAUCUAGCGUUGCUGCAGCCAGCGCUGCAGCUCCCGCUACCGCUUUGCCAACAUCAACAACAUCGGCAACAUCGAGGCUUAUGGCAGGCAUGUCCCCAGCCGGAAAUAUACCGAGCGGUGCAUCCGAUCAGGAAAAGGCGGCUUUGAUAAUGCAAGUGCUACAGUUAUCGGAUGAACAAAUAGCCAUGCUACCACCUGAACAGCGACAGAGUAUUUUACUACUCAAGGAACAAAUUGCCAAGAGCGCGCAACGUUGAUUGUAAUGAAAAUUUUGCUUUUAAAUAAAGAGUAACAGUUCAUUGAAUUAAAAACAAA
This is a messenger RNA of Ceratina calcarata, 1231 nucleotides long. RefSeq names its product cleavage stimulation factor subunit 2 CstF64 (gene CstF64). Gene Ontology annotation, cellular component: mRNA cleavage and polyadenylation specificity factor complex. The record is from RefSeq and is a predicted model, not a curated record. The transcript has 5 exons. Gene Ontology annotation, biological process: mRNA 3'-end processing. Bases 1 to 1173 code for a protein of 390 amino acids. NCBI's taxonomy places the organism in Eukaryota, Metazoa, Arthropoda, Insecta, Hymenoptera, Apidae. Gene Ontology annotation, molecular function: mRNA binding.